GUGAGGCGGUGAUGCGGGCGCUGGCGGCCCCGGCUGCGCCGAGAGCGGAGACACAGGCUCAAGAUGGCAGAUUCCGACUGAGGCUGGGGGGGCCGAGCUCGCGCGCCGCGUUCCCUUCUCCGUUGCCAUGAAUCGAGGACACCCCGGCCCCGAUGGCCCCCGUGUACGAAGGUAUGGCCUCACAUGUGCAAGUCUUCUCCCCUCACACCCUCCAAUCAAGUGCCUUCUGUAGUGUGAAGAAGUUGAAAGUGGAGCCGAGUUCCAGCUGGGACAUGACUGGGUACGGCUCCCACAGCAAAGUGUGCAGCCAGAGCAAGAACGUGCCGCCUUCUCAGCCAGCCACCACAACCGUCAGCACCUCCUUGCCGGUCCCGAACCCCAGCCUACCUUACGAGCAGACCAUCAUCUUCCCCGGGAGCACCGGGCACAUCGUGGUCACGUCAGCAAGCAGCACUUCCGUCACUGGGCAAGUCCUCGGUGGACCGCAUAACCUGAUGCGUCGCAGCACUGUGAGCCUUCUCGACACCUACCAAAAAUGCGGACUCAAGCGUAAGAGCGAGGAGAUAGAGAACACGAGCAGCGUGCAGAUCAUCGAGGAGCAUCCACCCAUGAUUCAGAACAAUGCCAGCGGGGCCACGGUAGCCACUGCCACCACAUCGACUGCCACCUCCAAAAACAGUGGCUCCAACAGUGAAGGCGAUUACCAGCUAGUCCAGCAUGAGGUGCUGUGCUCCAUGACCAACACGUAUGAGGUUUUAGAGUUCCUGGGCCGAGGGACUUUUGGGCAAGUGGUCAAGUGCUGGAAAAGGGGCACCAACGAAAUCGUGGCCAUCAAGAUCCUGAAGAACCACCCGUCCUACGCCCGGCAGGGUCAGAUUGAGGUGAGCAUCCUGGCCCGCCUCAGCACCGAGAGUGCGGAUGACUACAACUUCGUCCGGGCCUAUGAGUGCUUCCAGCACAAGAACCACACGUGCUUGGUCUUCGAGAUGCUGGAGCAGAACCUCUAUGACUUUCUGAAGCAGAACAAGUUUAGCCCCUUGCCCCUCAAGUACAUCCGCCCGGUCCUCCAGCAGGUAGCCACGGCCCUGAUGAAACUGAAGAGCCUGGGUCUUAUCCACGCGGACCUCAAGCCAGAAAACAUCAUGCUGGUGGAUCCGUCUCGACAGCCGUACAGAGUGAAGGUCAUCGACUUUGGCUCGGCCAGUCACGUGUCCAAGGCUGUGUGUUCCACCUACUUGCAGUCCCGAUACUACAGGGCCCCCGAGAUCAUCCUGGGUCUGCCAUUCUGCGAGGCUAUCGACAUGUGGUCCCUGGGCUGCGUCAUCGCCGAGCUGUUCCUGGGCUGGCCGCUGUACCCAGGCGCGUCCGAGUAUGACCAGAUUCGGUAUAUUUCACAGACACAGGGUUUGCCAGCUGAAUAUUUAUUAAGCGCAGGGACAAAGACAACUCGGUUUUUCAACCGUGACACGGACUCGCCGUAUCCUCUGUGGAGGCUGAAGACACCCGAUGACCAUGAAGCAGAGACGGGGAUUAAGUCAAAAGAAGCAAGGAAGUACAUUUUCAACUGUUUAGAUGACAUGGCCCAGGUGAACAUGACCACAGAUUUGGAAGGGAGUGACAUGUUGGUGGAAAAGGCAGACCGGCGGGAGUUCAUCGACCUGUUAAAGAAGAUGCUGACCAUCGAUGCUGAUAAGAGAAUCACUCCGAUCGAAACUCUGAACCACCCAUUUGUCACCAUGACACACUUACUCGACUUUCCUCAUAGCACACACGUCAAAUCAUGUUUCCAGAACAUGGAGAUUUGCAAGCGUCGGGUGAAUAUGUACGACACCGUGAACCAGAGCAAAACUCCUUUCAUCACACACGUGGCCCCCAGCACGUCCACCAACCUGACCAUGACCUUCAACAACCAGCUCAACACUGUCCACAACCAGGCUCCCACCUCCACCAGUGCCACUAUUUCCUUAGCCAAUCCCGAAGUCUCCAUACUAAACUACCAAUCUGCACUCUGCCAGCCCUCAGCGGCGUCCAUGGCUGCGGUGGCCCAGCGGAGCAUGCCCCUGCAGACCGGAGCAGCCCAGAUUUGUGCCCGGCCCGACCCCUUCCAGCAAGCUCUCAUCGUGUGUCCGCCCGGCUUCCAAGGGUUGCAGGCCUCGCCCUCGAAGCAUGCUGGCUACUCCGUGCGAAUGGAAAAUGCUGUUCCCAUCGUCACUCAAGCCCCAGGAGCUCAACCUCUUCAGAUCCAACCAGGUCUGCUUGCCCAGCAGGCCUGGCCAAGUGGGACCCAGCAGAUCCUGCUCCCCCCGGCGUGGCAGCAGCUGACCGGAGUGGCCACCCACACGUCAGUGCAGCAUGCAACGGUGAUUCCCGAGACCAUGGCGGGCACCCAGCAGCUGGCCGACUGGAGGAACACGCACGCUCACGGCAGCCAUUACAAUCCCAUCAUGCAGCAGCCUGCGCUCUUGACUGGUCAUGUGACCCUCCCAGCCGCCCAGCCCUUAAAUGUAGGCGUGGCCCACGUGAUGCGGCAGCAGCCAACCAGCACCUCCUCCUCGCGGAAGAGCAAGCAGCACCAGUCCUCUGCGCGAAAUGUCUCCACCUGUGAGGUGUCCUCCUCUCAGGCCAUCAGCUCCCCUCAGCGGUCCAAGCGAGUCAAGGAGAACACACCACCCCGCUGCGCCCUGGUGCACAGCAGCCCGGCCUGCAGCUCGUCUGUCACGUGCGGCUGGGGCGACGGGGCCUCCAGCACCACCAGGGAGAGGCAACGGCAGACCAUCGUCAUUCCCGACACCCCCAGCCCCACGGUCAGCGUCAUCACCAUCAGUAGUGACACGGAUGAGGAGGAGGAACAGAAGCACGCUCCCACCAGCACUGUCUCCAAGCAGAGGAAGAACGUCAUCAGCUGUGUCACAGUCCACGACUCGCCGUACUCCGACUCCUCCAGCAACACCAGCCCCUACUCCGUGCAGCACCGCACCGGGCACAACGCCAGCACCUUCGACACCAAGGGGAGCCUGGAGAACCGCUGCACUGGGAACCCCCGCACCAUCAUCGUGCCGCCCCUGAAAACCCAGGCCAGCGACGUGUUGGUGGAAUGUGACAGCUUGGUGCCAGUCAACACCAGUCACCACUCGUCCUCCUACAAGUCCAAGUCCUCCAGCACCGUGACCUCCACCAGCGGCCACUCUUCAGGGAGCUCGUCGGGAGCCAUCGCCUACCGGCAGCCGCGGCCGGGACCACAUUUCCAGCAGCAGCAGCCGCUCAACCUCAGCCAGGCUCAGCAGCACAUCACCGCGGACCGCACCGGGAGCCACCGACGGCAGCAGGCCUACAUCACUCCCACGAUGGCCCAGGCUCCGUACUCCUUCCCGCACAACAGCCCCAGCCACGGCACUGUGCACCCCCACCUGGCUGCCGCCGCCGCCGCCCACCUUCCCACCCAGCCCCACCUCUACACCUACACGGCGCCCGCGGCCCUGGGCUCCACCGGGACCGUGGCCCACCUGGUGGCCUCCCAAGGCUCGGCGCGUCACACCGUGCAGCACACUGCCUACCCGGCCAGCAUCGUCCACCAGGUCCCCGUGAGCAUGGGCCCCCGGGUCCUGCCCUCACCCACCAUCCACCCGAGUCAGUAUCCAGCCCAGUUUGCCCACCAGACCUACAUCAGCGCCUCUCCAGCCUCCACCGUCUACACUGGAUACCCACUGAGCCCCGCCAAGGUCAACCAGUACCCUUACAUAUAGACACUGGGGGGGGGGGCGCGGGCAGGAGGGCGCGAGGCGGGACCUC
Molossus molossus (Pallas's mastiff bat) is the source of this 3789-nucleotide messenger RNA. RefSeq names its product homeodomain interacting protein kinase 2 (gene HIPK2). Gene Ontology annotation, molecular function: ATP binding; protein tyrosine kinase activity; protein serine/threonine kinase activity. The record is from RefSeq and is a predicted model, not a curated record. The transcript has 15 exons. Gene Ontology annotation, biological process: peptidyl-threonine phosphorylation; smoothened signaling pathway; positive regulation of transcription by RNA polymerase II. NCBI's taxonomy places the organism in Eukaryota, Metazoa, Chordata, Mammalia, Chiroptera, Molossidae. Gene Ontology annotation, cellular component: PML body; nucleus; cytoplasm. Bases 153 to 3743 code for a protein of 1196 amino acids.